Candida tropicalis MYA-3404 is the source of this 2655-nucleotide messenger RNA. Its product is annotated as dynamin-related GTPase. NCBI's taxonomy places the organism in Eukaryota, Fungi, Ascomycota, Pichiomycetes, Serinales, Debaryomycetaceae. Gene Ontology annotation, molecular function: GTPase activity; GTP binding; microtubule binding. The transcript has a single exon. The record is from RefSeq and is a predicted model, not a curated record. Gene Ontology annotation, cellular component: cytoplasm; membrane; microtubule. Bases 1 to 2655 code for a protein of 884 amino acids.
AUGAUAUAUAGAAAUGGUGGUCGGCUACUAACACAUGGGCGUCAUAUUCCUUUACAAAGUUUUGCUUUAUUGAGAACGGCACGAGUUCAUACUCAGUUGAAGUACAUCCCCACGUAUACUCCUACUAGAAAUUUGGGGUUUUUCAAAAUAGUAACUAGAGUAGUGAAAAUGCCUGCUUAUGUGGGAGGUGCUAUGGCCGCAGGCGGAAGCUACGUUGCUUAUAAAGUUGAACAGGCUAGUAGUUUUACUCAGGAUAAAUUAUCAGCGUUAAAGGAUAUAUCUGAAGGAUUUUUUGAUAAAACAGGUGAUUUUUUCAAGGGUCUUGGAACUACUGAUGGAUCAGGUUCUAAUGGAGGCCAACAAGGAGGAGGUGAUAAUGGAGGUGGUGCAACCGCUGCAGGAGCUGCAGCUGCAGCAGUUGGGUUCACAUCAGAUGAAGGUGAAUCGACUACUGCUGAAUCUGACCUUGAAGAAGACGAUGACGAAGAGACACUCAUUGAAGAUGAUGAUGAAGAAGAUUUUGAAAAUGACGAAACUGAUGAUCACAUGCUUAAUUUAACACGUCAAAUGAUCGAGAUUAGAAAUUUAUUGACUAAUAUAAACCAUGAUGGUAUUAGAUUACCAUCUAUUGUUGUCAUUGGUUCUCAAUCAAGUGGGAAAUCUUCUGUUUUGGAAUGUAUUGUUGGUCAAGAGUUUUUACCAAAAGGUUCAAACAUGGUUACCAGAAGACCUAUCGAAUUGACUUUGGUUAACACUCCUGAAGCUGCUGCCAAUGUUGCUGAAUUUCCUGCUUUGAAAAUGUUCAACUUGACUGAUUUCGACCAAGUUCAAAAAAUAUUAUACGAUUUAAACAUGGCGGUUCCUGCCUCUGAAUGUAUAUCAAAUGAUCCUAUUCAGGUUACCAUUAGAUCCCCAAGAGUUCCCGAUUUGUCAUUGGUUGAUUUACCGGGGUAUAUUCAAGUUGAAGCGGCAGAUCAACCUACCGAAUUAAAGAAUAAAAUUAGAGAGUUGUGUAACAGAUAUUUGGAACCACCUAAUGUUAUCCUUGCAAUUUCUGCUGCUGAUGUUGAUUUAGCCAACUCAGCUGCCUUGAGAGCUUCAAGAUUGGCUGAUCCAAGAGGAGAAAGAACAAUCGGUGUUGUUACAAAAUUGGAUUUGGUUGAUCCGGAAGUAGCACGCAAGAUUUUGUUGAAUAAAAAAUAUCCCUUAAGGUUAGGUUAUGUUGGUGUUAUUACCAAAGCACCAGCAGCAAAGACGGGUGCUGGUGGAUUGUUUUCUAGAAAGCAAAUCAGUGGUUAUCAAGCAUUUGUUGCUCAACAGAAUUUUGAGCAUACAUUCUUGAAGGAAAACAAAGAAGCAUUCUUUGGAUGUACUGUUGGAACCAGAAACUUGAAGAAAAAAUUAAUGAAGGUAUUGGAAAAGACGAUGGCAGCUUCCUUGAGACCAACCCAUUUGGCUAUUCAACAAGAGUUGGAAGAGACUUCCUAUCAAUUUAAGGUUGAAUUCAAUGAUCGCCCGUUGACUCCAGAAAUGUAUUUGGCUAAUAACAUUGAUGUUUUAAAAUUGGGUACAAAGGAUUUGAGCCACAGUUUUUCCAGAAAUGAAUUGAAAUCAAUUUUGAAGAGCGCAUUGGACCAAAAGGUUUUAGAUUUAAUGGCAGAGAGAUAUUGGAACAAACCAUUUGAAUUAAAAAAUAAUACUUUUGAACCGGAUUUACGAGAAUUAACUCAGAUUAACAUUGAUAAUGAUAUUUAUUGGCACAAGAAAUUGGAUUUAAUAACUUCUUCAUUGACCAAGCUUGGUGUUGGAAGACUUUCAACUAAUUUGAUAACCAAUGCAUUACUUACAGAGGUGGAAAAUUUGGUGGAUAAUACUCAGUUGAGAAAUCACCCAAUGGCCAAAUCAGCUGUUCGCGAUGCAGCCAAAUCAGUUUUGAGCAACAAGUACUAUUCCACUGCUGAUCAAGUUGAAAAUUGUAUUAAACCUUACAAAUAUGAAAUUGAAUUAGAAGAUCGUGAAUGGCAAACAUCCAAAGAAAACGCAGUCAAUUUACUAAAGGAAGAAAUGAGACAAUGUGAUGAGCUUUAUCAUGAUUUGAAGAGUCAAGUUGGUGGCAGAAAAUUGCAACAAGUUGUGACAUACUUGGAGAAAUUGAAACAACAACAGAAUAGUGACAUUGAUUUGUCCACAAAUGAAGCAUUGGGAUUUUCUCCUACUUUGAUUCAACGUGGUAAAGAUGCUAUUUUCCUUAAAGAAAGGUUAUCAUUACUUAAAAUGAGGUACCAGUUUGUUAAGAAUUCGAAGAAAUGUAAAAGAAAGGAGAGCAAGUACCAAUGUCCAGAAAUUUUCCUUGAUGCUGUAGUUACAAAGAUAACAAAUACUGCGGUAUUAUUUUUAAAUGUGGAGUUAUUAAGUGAUUUCUACUAUAACUUCCCACGUGAAUUAGAUUUGAAAUUUUUCAGCAAUUUGAGUAAAGAUGAAAUCGAAAAGCUUGCCAAGGAAGAUCCAAAGAUUAAGAAACAUAUCGAACUACAAGAAAGAAAGGAUAUUUUAGAGAAUGCAUUGAGUAAAAUUGAAAGUGUCUUAGCUAUUCAAAGAACAACACAAAAAGGAGGUCACGAGGACGAACAUAAAAAGUCAGUAUUUGGCUGGUAA